AUGGAAAGAGAGCGAACCAUGGUAAGGCGAGGGAAGAAAGAAGAGGUAGGUAAGGGGGAAGCGGAGCCCCGUCCCGUCACCAUGGGGCGCAAGCGAGCAGCCCUCCCCUGCCUGCUCUCCCCCACCCCCAGCACCUCCCCUUUGGGCUUUGGGGGCGGAGGGGAUGGGUCCAGCGCCACUUUCAAGAUGGCCCUGCUUGGCCUCACUCCCCGUCCCCUCACCAUGGGGCGCAAGCGCGCAGCCCUGCCCCGCCUGCUCUCCCCCAGCACCUCCCCCUUGGGCUUUGGGGGCUUUGGGGGCGGAGUGGAUGGCUCCAGCGCUACUUUCAAGAUCGCCCUGCUUGGCCUCGCUGCCUGCCUCUUCUGCCUGCUUAUCCUCGUUAUAGUCGUCCUCUUUGCCCUGCUCAUCAGCAUGAGGUGGUCGUCUGCUGACGUGGCCGCCAGCCUGGCAGCGCGAGAGUCGCUCACUGCUGAGUCGCUGAGAGGGAGGAAGGCGCAUCCUGGCAUGGUGGUGGUAAAUCAACAAGGCAUGGUGCCCAAUACCACCGCUGCUGCAGGCAGUAGCAGCUCCCAAAAUCCAAGCAAAAGGUCUAAUAACGAGGAUGGUGCAGCUAAUAACGAGAAUAAAGAUCCAGCCGGCGGUGCUGACGAGGAUGAGGAUGACGAUGACGAGGCGGGCGGCGGGGGGCUGUCGAGCCGGAGGAAGGAAGGUGCACGGAAGCUUCAGCAGUGGAGGGAGUUCUUCAAAGGAGUGGUAUUGGUGCUGCACUUUUCCAGGCCAGUGCGAGCAUGGCAAACAUUGGAGUUCUGGCGCCACGUGUACGGCCACGUGUUUGACGAUUUCGUGGCGGUGUCAACAGAAGCAAUCCCCGAGCUGGGGGUCAUUGCGAACAAAAUCUGGUACCUAAACUCUUCCAACCCGAACCAUCUCCUCACCCUCCCCCUCGACCAACCGCCCUCCGCGCCCAUCCGCACCGCUCUGGACCCCUCGGAUCUCCCCACCCACAUCUCCACAUCGCUCUCGCACCUCUCUGAAUCCCUCCGAGCCCAGCUGGACCGCUCUCUCUGGCCCCGCCACCAGUCCUUCCCCCUCGCCGCCUGCCCCUCAUCGGCCUUCUUCAUCCCACAGAGGCUUGUGUUCCUUCCCAUGCGGCUGGUCGACUCGGCUGCUCUGCACGUCAUUGCUGUACACAGUGUGGGCCCUCUGGUUAAAACAGGCCGCCUCCCCUCAUCGGCCUUCUUCAUCCCACAAAGGCUGGUAGAUUCUGCUGCUCUGCACGUCAUCCCCGUGUUUGCCGCUGAGGCCAUACCUGCUCAGGUCGCCCCCCCCUCAUUGGCCUUCUUCAUCCCACAAAGGCUGGUGGACUCGGCUGCUCUGCACGUCAUCCCCGUAUUCGCUGCCCAGGCAAUACCUGCUCAGAGGCUGGUAGACUCUGCUGCUCUGCACGUCAUCCCCGUGUUUGCUGCCCAGGCAAUACCCGCACAGGUUGCCUCCCCCUCAUCGGCCUUCUUCAUCCCACAGAGGCUGGUUGAUUCUGCUGCUCUGCACGUCAUCCCUGUAUUCGCUGCCGAGGCAAUACCUGCUCAGAGGCUGGUGGACUCUGCUGCUCUGCACGUCAUCCCCGUGUUUGCUGCUGAGGACAUACCCGCUCAGGUCUCUUCCCCCGUCUUUGCUGCCGAGGCAAUACCCGCACAGGCACGCGUGUGUAUAUUCCUUCCCACCACAGGCAUGUGUGCUAUGGUAUGUAAUCUUUCCUCUUUAUUCUACAUUCGCCACCCGCCGCGUUUACCAGUUCUCGUGAAUGCGGUGGUCAUUGUGACAAUGGCGUGCGGCGUCUUCGCGCUGCUGACCGGCAUCUACCGCGUCGCAUUCACAUCGGACCAGAAGCGCGCAGACUUGCUCGAAUUCUCCAUGCAGGUGCUGCAGGCGGCCGGUACCGUCGCCGCGUUGCUCCUGCACCCCACGCGCCUCGUCUACCUCCUCCGUCUCGUCCGCUGGCGGCCGUCCGAUGUGAUCAGCCUGCGGAAAGUCUUCUCGCGAGGCGACGCGGCGGUGGCGAAGCCUCACGAACGUCGCCACAUGGCAGUGGUGAUCGGGUUACUCAACAUCGCGUGCGUGAGCCAGUACGGAAUCUUCCUCUGCCUCUGCCUGCGCGCGCCCGCGGACCGCCGAAUCUUCCCCGUGCUUGUAUUUAUAUUCGGCGCGUUCGGCCUGGGCACUGUCGCGGGCGUUUACUUCCUGCUCUGCCCGCUCGGCCGCCAGCUUCAUGUUGAUGCCGCUCCGCCUGCGGCGCAUAAGCGUAGUGCGGGGACGGCGGACGGGGAUAACAGUACCGCGCGAGGAAGUCCGGCGGAGAAAGCCCGCGCGUGCGGUUUGUGGGGAAUCAGCUCUCGGGGCAGAGGCGACGGCGGGGAGGAGCGGGGGACUGAGGGAAGCGAGCGGCGGGAGAGGGCGAGCGUGUCCUUCAGCGCGCUUUCGUGCCACCUCUGGUCGUCCCCUGACCAUCGUCCCUCACUCCGCCUCGGCUCCGCCCGCCUGCAGAGCUCGCGCAGCCAGCGCAGCAGCAGCUGCCACGUGGACAAGCGCGCUGUGUGGCAGCCGCGUGCGUCAUGCGCAGGCGACAAUCAGGGCUCAAUGGCAGCGCAGGGAGCCGCCGUUACUAACGACGCACCCGAGUGGGCGGGGUCGCUGUGGGGAGUAGCAGACGACUGCGGAAUCGCUGCGCGCGUGGCGCUCUGCUGCCCGUGCGCCUUCGCGCGGCACCUGCACCGUGCGGGCUUCGGCCAUCCGUUCUUCCACGCGCUCAACCUGCUCCUCUUCCUGCUCGCCCCGCCGCUCGUCUUCACUGCAUCCGCGCGCUUCAUGACCAACCCCGCGCUGCACGCGCUCACCGUGGCGUUCGGCGUGGCGGGGGCGCUCAUGGGGCUGCUGUACGGCGGGUACUGGCGGUGGAAGCUGCGGCGGACCUUCGACCUGCCUGCGCAGACAUGGGUGUGCGGACACAAGGCGUUCUCGGAUUUCGGCACGUGGGUUGCGUGCCCCUGCUGUGCGCUGUGCCAGGAGAUGCGCACCGUGAAGGCGUACGGGCUCAGGGUUGUCGCCCCAGAUGAUGCCCAGCUGGAGGUGAUUGUAACGGGGGGCAAGGGAGAAGCUAGGAGCAGCAGCAAGGGCCGGGCUGAGCGGGACAGUGUAACAAUCUCAGUUACCACUGCACCGUGUGUCUUGAAAAUGGAGAUUGACGGUGACAGUGACAGGGCCUGUUAA
Molecule: messenger RNA, 3264 nt
Organism: Closterium sp. Naga37s-1
Lineage: Eukaryota; Viridiplantae; Streptophyta; Zygnematophyceae; Desmidiales; Closteriaceae
Source: the annotation of a GenBank genome assembly